GCCUACAAAUGCUCCAUGGCUAAGAAGAGAAAAGCUGAAGAACAGAUUUCAGGAGUUCCAGUCAACAAGCGAAAGUCCCUUUUAAUGAAACCUCGUCACUACAGUCCAAGUGUAGAAUGCAAAGAAGAAACUGAGGACAGAACAGAGUUGCAGGAGGAUAUUAAUGUCCUUGAAACAAGUGCUCCUACAGAAGAAAGUACUACAAAAUCAACUGAUGAAACCCCUCAUUUCGGUGGAGAAGAAAAUUCCAGUCAAAAGAAAGACAACUAUACAAGUUACCAAGACAUCAUGGCCAAAUCUUUAUUGAGCAUGGGGAAAUUAGCAAAAGAUGCACCAGUUCCAACUGUGACUGAAAACCUUGAUGACAGUGGUAUCCAUUCCUUAAAAACAGAAAAUGAUGAUGUGGAUGAAUGCUACAUGAUUAAUUCUACGGAAGGAAAGGAACAAAUUGUUGUUUCUGACCCAAAAUACGGUUCAGCUGAGGAGAAUGAAAGUAGCUCUGAAAUUAUGGACAAUGAGUGGGACAGUUCCUCAAACUUCUCAGAAGAAACUAACAUAAAGCCCCAUGUAACGCAAAAAUAUAUUGUAGAGUGUAAUCAACAAGACAUUCUGGACGUCCCAGGAAUUAAGAAAGAAGAAGCAGAAUUUGGCCCCUCUGAGACAGCUUGUGACUCUGAAGCAGGGCAAAGGGAGUCACAGGAAUCUCAUGUAGAUCCUUUCGACAAGAGAAUUCGACAUCCAUUCCCUGAAAGUGAAGAAGACGAUAACGAGUGCCUCUCAGAAACAACGGACGUGUCAGUUGACUUGGACAAAACAAAAGGGAAUUUGAGUUUGCUGGAACAAGCAAUAGCUCUGCAGGCAGAGCAAGGCCAUGUAUUCCACAGCACUUACAAAGAACUGGAUAGAUUUCUAUUGGAGCAUCUAGCAGGGGAAAGGAGACAAACCAAAGUUAUUGACAUUGCUGGGAGACACAUAUUUAACAAACAUUCACCCAGGCCUGAAAAGAGAGAAACCAAAUGUCCCAUCCCAGGAUGUGAUGGCACAGGGCAUGUGACUGGGCUGUACCCCCAUCACCGCAGUCUCUCAGGCUGUCCGCAUAAAGUUAGAGUGCCACUAGAAAUUCUUGCCAUGCAUGAAAAUGUUUUAAAGUGCCCAACCCCAGGAUGCACUGGAAGAGGACACGUCAACAGCAAUCGCAACACGCACAGAAGUCUUUCAGGUUGUCCAAUUGCUGCAGCCGAAAAGUUGGCAAUGUCCCAGGACAAAAAUCAACAUGAUUCUCCUAAAACUACACAGUGCCAUGAUCAGACUCACAGGGCAAGCUUAACAAAGCAGCUUGAGGUAUCUCCAUAUAAUUACAGAACUGCACAGCCAGUCACCUCUUCCAGAGCCACUCUGACAAAAGAACAAGAGAAGUUUGGGAAAGUACCAUUUGAUUAUGCCAGCUUUGAUGCACAAGUCUUUGGCAAACGCACAAUAGCACCAGCAGUGCAAGGACGAAAAGCACCACAGUUCCUUGAAUCAAAGCAUUUUUCAAAUCCAGUGAAAUUUUCUAAUCGACUGCCUAGUGCUAGCGCCCACACACAGAGCCCUUGCCAUGCCAACUCUUAUAGCUACGGUCAAUGUAGUGAAGACACCCACAUAGCAGCAGCUGCUGCUAUCCUGAACCUUUCCACCCGCUGCAGGGAAGCAGCAGAGAUCCUCUCCAACAAACCACAGAGUCUGUCUGCCAAGGGAGCCGAGAUAGAAGUGGACGAAAAUGGCACUCUGGAUUUAAGCAUGAAAAAGAACCGAAACCAGGAGAAGACAAUGCCUCUAACUUCUUCCAACACAGCGCUUCCCACUCCUUCCUCUUCUCCCUUCAAAACAAGCAGCAUUCUGGUAAAUGCAGCCUUCUACCAGGUGCUCUGUGAACAGGAAGGCUGGGAUACGCCAAUCAACUAUAGCAAGACCUAUGGCAGGAAAGAGGAAGAGAAAGAGAAAGAUCCAGUGAACUCACUAGAAAACCCAGAGGAAAAAAAGUAUCCAGGAGAUGUCUCCAUACCAAGUCCAAAACCUAAGCUCCAUUCAAGAGAUCUCAAAAAGGAACUCAUCACCUGCCCAACUCCAGGAUGUGAUGGAAGUGGCCACGUUACAGGAAAUUAUGCAUCACACCGUAGUGUUUCCGGAUGCCCGUUAGCUGAUAAGACGUUAAAAUCCCUCAUGGCUGCCAAUUCUCAGGAGCUUAAGUGCCCAACACCUGGUUGUGAUGGCUCUGGUCACGUCACUGGAAAUUAUGCUUCACACAGAAGCUUGUCUGGUUGCCCUCGGGCCAGGAAAGGUGGUGUCAAAGUGACUCCUACCAAGGAAGAAAAAGAAGACCCAGAACUUAAAUGUCCAGUAAUUGGUUGUGAUGGCCAAGGUCAUAUAUCAGGUAAAUACACAUCUCAUCGCACUGCUUCUGGUUGUCCUUUGGCUGCCAAGAGACAGAAGGAGAGUCCACUCAAUGGGUCCUCGCUAUCUUGGAAGCUGAACAAACAAGAGUUGCCACACUGUCCUUUGCCAGGCUGCAAUGGGCUGGGACACGUUAAUAAUGUUUUUGUCACCCACAGAAGCUUGUCAGGGUGUCCUCUGAAUGCACAAGCCAUAAAAAAGGGCAAAAUCUCUGAAGAACUAAUGACUAUCAAGCUUAAAGCGAGUGGUGGUGUAGAGAGUGAUGAGGAAAUCAGACACUUGGAUGAGGAAAUAAAAGAAUUGAAUGAAUCCAAUCUUAAAAUUGAAGCCGACAUGAUGAAACUUCAAACCCAGAUCACAUCUAUGGAGAGCAAUUUGAAAACAAUAGAAGAAGAGAACAAACUUAUAGAGCAGAAUAAUGAGAGCCUGUUGAAGGAGUUAGCUGGCCUAAGCCAAGCCCUCAUUUCCAGCCUUGCCGACAUUCAGCUUCCACAAAUGGGGCCAAUCAGUGAGCAGAACUUUGAAGCAUAUGUAAAUACACUCACAGACAUGUACAGCAAUCUGGAACGGGACUAUUCCCCGGAAUGCAAAGCUCUGCUGGAAAGUAUCAAACAGGCAGUGAAGGGCAUCCAUGUGUAGGAUGUGAAAGCUGCCGGGCAACAGAAAUUACUUAACAGCAGUAAACUCCAGAUGGAUCUGUUAGGAGUUCAUGUACUGCUAAGGGGUGUAGGUUGCCGUGCUGCAUUUACAAUUGCAACAUUGCACUAUUUUUU
Alligator sinensis (Chinese alligator) is the source of this 3206-nucleotide messenger RNA. It is a transcript of the gene ST18, whose product is annotated as ST18, C2H2C-type zinc finger. Gene Ontology annotation, cellular component: nucleus. Gene Ontology annotation, biological process: regulation of transcription by RNA polymerase II. The transcript is spliced from 18 exons. NCBI's taxonomy places the organism in Eukaryota, Metazoa, Chordata, Crocodylia, Alligatoridae. Gene Ontology annotation, molecular function: DNA-binding transcription factor activity, RNA polymerase II-specific; zinc ion binding; RNA polymerase II cis-regulatory region sequence-specific DNA binding. Bases 16 to 3072 code for a protein of 1018 amino acids. The record is from RefSeq and is a predicted model, not a curated record.